Penaeus vannamei (Pacific white shrimp) is the source of this 1308-nucleotide messenger RNA. The record is from RefSeq and is a predicted model, not a curated record. Lineage: Eukaryota; Metazoa; Arthropoda; Malacostraca; Decapoda; Penaeidae.
AUGUCGGGGCUUGAUGUCGCGGGAAACAGGAUCAGAGAAGCUUACGCUGGUAUUCAGAUGCGGAGAAAGCGCUCGGUGAAAGAGGGACAACUUCUUUGCGACGAAGCUGCAGAUAAGGACUCUACCACCCCGUUGCAGUCAAUGGUGUUCUCCUUCCAUGUGUACCGCAAGAGCGCGCCCAAUGGCAAGGUGUCGGUGUACGUAGGUCGACGGGACUACACCGACCAUCUCACGCACGUCGACCCGAUCAAUGGCAUGGUAUGGCUGGACCGCGACUACGUGCGCGAGCGGCGUGUGUUCGCGCAGGUGGUCAUGACAUACCGCUACGGCCGCGAGGAGGACGAGGUGAUGGGACUCACCUUCGCCAAGGAACUCAUAAUCGCCUCGGCUCAGGUGUACCCCCCCGCGCCCGCCUCCGCGCCCCUCACCUCCCUGCAGGUCCGUCUCCAGAAGAAACUGGGCGCGAAUGCUUUCCCGUUUCACCUGGAGAUGCCCAAGAAUGCCCCGGCGUCUGUCACUCUCCAGCCCGGUAAGGACGAGACAGGGCGUCCGUGUGGAGUGCACUGGGAACUGCGCGUGUAUGUUGGGGACAGCACGGAGGAGCAGCCUCACCGCCGCUCCUGCGUCAGACUCCUCAUCAGGCGUCUCCAGUACGCUCCGGCGAAGCAAGGGCGACAACCCGUGGCGUCGUGUGCAAAGGAAUUCCUCCUGUCUCCGGGCAAGCUGCAUCUCCAGGUCACUCUCGAUAGGCAGAUCUACUACCACGAGGAGGGCGUGGGGAUCAGCGUGGGCGUGACCAACAACUCCAACAAGCAGGUGAAGCGGGUGAAGGUGAGCGUUGUGCAGCUGUGCGACGUCUCGCUGGGUCCCUCGGGCCAGAUAAGGAACACCGUGGCCAGCAUCGAGACGCAGGAAGGAUGCCCCAUCGUCCCCGGCGCGACGCUGACUAAGACCUUCAGCCUGAAGCCGAAGCUCGAGUACAACCGGGAGAAGCGCGGCGUGGCGGUCGAGGGUCGCUUGAAGUCCGAGGNCUUUCAACGGUUCAGGUACGGCAGUCUGAGCAACACUCGUCCGUCAGAGCAAGAUUCGCGGAUAGUCAACAUUCCUAAGUCAUGUCACGUCUUUUCCGCUCUGUCACUGGCAUCCAUGACACUCUCCGCCUUUGUAACCAGAAACUCCCCUCUGACGCUGCCGGGGAGGGAGGCCACGCGCCGAAUGUGGAUCCCACGGCCGCAAGAAGGAGUCUUAUGCAAGAAGGAGUCUUAUGCAGACGCAGAUAUUUUGGAGAGUGCUCGAGGGAGCCAAUAA